Molecule: messenger RNA, 5470 nt
Organism: Linepithema humile (Argentine ant)
Lineage: Eukaryota; Metazoa; Arthropoda; Insecta; Hymenoptera; Formicidae
Gene: Nost
Product: Nostrin
Cellular component (GO): cytoplasm; plasma membrane
Molecular function (GO): protein binding
Source: RefSeq, a predicted model, not a curated record
UAUUUAAGAUUAAAAAGACAAGCUUCGCGAGGAAUUAGCGUUGGUCCGCGAAGUUUCUAUUUUCGUGACAACCGCGUUGCUUAUUCGAGCAACAGCGGGAACGUUGGCGUGGCCUCGAUUUUUUUACACCUUUGUGGAGCGGAAUGUAAAGCGUGUGUGUAUGUGUAGGAAUUUCCGCGUGAAAGAAUAUAAAUCUCGCUCUUGUUUUACGAGUCGAAAUGCAACGCUGUCGCGGAUAUCACGUUAAGUAUCUUAUCAGCGAGAAAUCGAAAAGUCAAUACGCAACUCAUCGUUUUCUUACGUCGCGCAAUUUUCUUGGAUAAUUAUUUUCUUCCCUUCAACCGCGCGAAGAUAGAUAACGAAGGGUAAACUAAAAGCGCAGAAGAGCGCAGCCAAGUGAGUUCAAUGUCUUACUGACCGCGAAAAUCAAGCAAUGCAACACACAGGACGAUCUCUUUAGGCGAUCGUUUUGUUCUGCGGCGUAAUAAAAUCGCGCGUGGUGGAAGGAAGGAGGAAGAUGCAAUCUUCGCUAAUUCGUGAUCGGAUCGGCGCGAUUCUUCGCUACAAAACGCAGCAGCCUGUAUUUUGCAGUAAGAAGAGCGCCGGCGCGCAAUGCACAUGACGGUUGUGCAAUGUGUGUACACGCGGUAUAAUACGGACGUACGUAAUUUGUGUUCGCCACCGCGGUUGUAUAAUGCGGCUUCCAAGCGGCGUCGGCGCGCAGUUGUCGCCGGAGUGUCGCUCCGUUACGAGCAUUGCUAAAAUUCGCGAAGUUUCGCCAGUUUUUUACCGUCCGGAAGUGUUAGUCGCGUAAAAAAAAAACAAAAAACACGCGUAAAUAACGAAAACUCGAUGAUCGCGCAAAAAUGAAUGGAUCGUCGUCACGCUGUCCGUCGAUUUCUUUCAGAAACUGCCGAAUCGCUGCAGUUUUGAAUGUCGACGCGACGUUGAACAUAAGAUGCAGAAUGUAAGGACACCUAGCUGUAAUAUUCUUGCUGCAUGAGAGAUUUGUCGGACAUGGAAUGUGCAAAUUCGUCGUCGCUGAUAAAUCGAAAUCUAAGGAACAUCGCGGCGUCUCGACGAAAGCGAUCUCACGCAGCUUGCGGGAAAUGGAAGUUGAGCGCUGAGGAAUGUCAUAUGAAACUUGAUGCGUGAUGCUAAAUAAGUGCCAUAAAAGAGCCAUUUGAAAUGAUCAGCGGAGAAAUAUGAUGUAGAAGAAACGGAAGAAAAGCAAGAAGAUAUUCAUUUUUCACAUCCGACGUGGAGGCAGAGUCGGUCAAUGCCAUUUUUUUUCAACAUCGAAUAUCGGAAGUUUGUCCGCUCGAUCAAGAAGCAGGAAGUAUGGACGUCGUGACGGCUGACGCACUUGGUGUACGCAAUAAUAGCGGAGCGCGUUUUCGCGACACGUCUCGCUGCACCGUUGUCGACUCGAUCGCGACUUAAUGGUGUCUCGUCUUGCAACGGGAUUCUGCUAGAGCGAAGGAAGGAGAGAAGACCGCGAAGAGUAUCGAUACUCCGGAGAAGAUCGCGUCUCGGUCUCGGUCGAGAAGGAGUCUCUCGCUCUAUAUUUAGCGGAGAUGAACGAGGUGAGGCACGUUUUGACAGCCCUCAUGUCUCCCGGAAAGAGCGCGACCUUGAGCAACGGCGCGGCCGCCACGACGAGCGUCGCGACGACGACGUGGUACGACGCCCCGGCGCCGGUUAUCGUGCACUGUCGCGAGUUCCAAGAGGAGGCGGACGUCGUCGGGAGCGGUACGAAAAAGAAGAGCGGCAAGUCUCGCGAGAAGGAAGCCGAAGUUAAAUUCUCCGAGAAGAACACUAACGUCAAGCCCGUCGACGAGGAAGCGGAAGUUGGCUCCUUCGCGAGGAACUCGAGAAUCAUAUCUUCGGAGAAAGACGCGACGUCAGUUGCAAGAGUUUCCGUUAACAGCGAAGCGUUGUAUCAGAACAACGUGGAAGUGGUGCUGAGCAGCUUCGGUAAGGAUUCUUCCGAGCUCCAGACAGGAGCUUCCGAGUCUCGUGCGAACGACGGAGAUCGGCAGGGAAAGCGGCACAGCACGACGGUGGAACUGAACGCAACUACGACGGUGAUGACGGAUGCCGACGGGGUGCCGACGAUCAGCUUCAGUUUUCUGCACGUCGAUGAACAACUCCACGAAAACGCAGAUGAAGACGAGAUUAUGAUUCUAGAAGUGGACACUAGUGAUCAAAUCGACUCGGGAAAUCAGCUGUAUGAUCUUCCGAAGAGCGCCAUUCUGGGAAGCAGCCGAGUCUCCCUGGAGCGAACCGAUGACAAGGAAGCGAACGUUGAGUCCUCGUCGCCGGAGAUUCGUCAGGAGCUUUAUGACGUGCCGAAGUCGACGAGAGAUGUGUCGUUGAAGGAGUCAGCGCGGGAGGACGGGGCGCCGACCAGCGAGCUCGAGCGUGAAGACAAAAAAAUGACGAGCGCAACCGGCGAGAGAAACCAACGACGCGACAAUCAAAUUAAACGCUCCACCAGAUCGCUGAAGAGCGGCAGAAGGAGCUACGGUGCGUCCGACAGCGACGGCUACGACGCUGGCAUCGCAUCAAUGUCAGGCUCGUACUCGGAUCCGGAAUGUCCGCACGAGGAGACGAGCACGAGUGGCGGUUCGGAACGCAGUAAACGGCUGAAGCUGCAGAAGCGACGACUAGGCAAGGCCUGGGGCAGGAUGCGCACCUGGCUGCGUGAAGAGAAGACCAGAAUCGGCGAGGUGGUGAACAGGCACGCGAGAUUGCAGGCUGUCGGCGCGCUGAAUCCCGAGGUGCAAAACGAGAGUUCGUCCGCGCGACCGUUGAAAGGCAAGCAGCGCGGCUUCUACGAUCUGACGCGCGCCCGCACCCAGGAAUCUGGCUCGAUCACCCGGGUGGAAGAAUUCGGACUGUCAUCGGUGUCGGAAGAAGCGAACGACAUCUUCGACGACGCGGAACGACCGGUGUCGGCGUCGCCCGACUCGGGCAAGGCGUCGGCCAACGGCUCGCGAACGCUGCGUGGUAACCUGAAGAGGAAGACGGUCAGUUCGGACGACAUCCUGGAGAGCAGCAGGACUCGGUUGCCACCGGUGUCUUUCAGCAUGGAUAAAUUAUGCUCGGAUCCAGAGAAUGACGAGACGACGCCAGCAGCGGCGACACCCGAGACAUCGAGGGACAACGGUGGGAAAGGUGGCCUAAUUAAGAGGAGAAUGCUCGGGUCAAUCAGAGGGUUAAUGGCCUCGACUCAUCUUCUGCAGACUUACGAGACCGACGAGGGAGGACCAGGCGGCUUCGAAGAUGUGCGAAGAUACAUCAAGCAGGGCGGCGACUUCUGCAAGGAUUUGGCGUCGAUUCUUCACGAAAGAGCCGAACUGGAGGCCACUUACGCGAAGGGACUCAGCAAACUCAGCAGCAAGCUGACGAAAGCCUGCGCCAAAGAUCAAGGUGGUAAUGGUACCGGAGGUGUGAACGAGGCGUGGAGGAGCGUCGGCGAGGAGAUGGAGGCUGCCGCGGAAGCCCACCGGCUAUGGGGCAUCGCGCUGAGCGAGCAACUCGCCAAACCGCUCAGAGUGGGCGUAGCGGAGACGCAGGGCCGGUCGAGGAAAGGCAUCGAGAACUCGGUGGACAAGGCGUCCAAGUCGCUGCUAGAGUGGCGUGGGAUCGCCGCGAAGAGCAAGAAGCAGAGCUUCGCGUCCGCGCGCGAGAACGAACGACUGCAGGACUUGUCGCGGCUGCAGACCAUCAGUCAGAGUCAGCAGGCCAACAACAAGUCCUCGAAUCAUCACAUGACGGAGAAGGAGGCGAGCAAGCUGGAAACGAGACGGCGGAAGGCCGAGGACUCGUCACGCCGCGCCGACACGGAAUUCUACACGGUGAGCGUGCGAGCCGAGCGGGCCAGGCUGGAGUACGAGAACACGGUAAGAAAAGGUGCGAAGCAGAUGGAGUUACUCGAAGAGGAGCGGCUGAGCGCCCUGAAAGACCUCGCCAACGUGUACUUGACGCAUUUGCAGGCGCUCGCGCCACGACUGCAGCAGAGCGCCGAUCGCUUGCUGACGCCCGUGCGCAGCUGCAACGUGUCGCAGGACCUCGAAGUGCUGAAGAACCUCGUGCGCCGACUGGACAGUAACGAUGCGACGAACGCGGAGCAAUUACUGCCGGACUUCUACGCUGAGCACGUGACGCUGGCGAUGAACCGCGAGCGGCGGAAGCAGGCGUUGGUGAGGGUGUUGCAUUUGAUCAGGCAGGACCUGGAUCGAGAAAGGCGGGGUAGAGAGGGUCUCGAAACGUUGCAUCGAGCCUUUAUCAAGACACCGGCAUUCGCGGCGGAUGAGAGCGCGCAGAAUGUGACGGAUAAGUUGCAUCAUAUGCGGUCAAUGUUGCUGUACUUGGAGGCGGCCAGAUACAAGGUUGGCGGGACGCUCGCGGAAGUGGAGGGCAGCAAGCGAAUCAAGCAUCCUUUGUCGGAACAUAUUUUAGUCUCGAGAGAUAAGCAGGGUUUGCAGCAAAGUGUUCUUAAGAUUCCUUCUUGGGCAAAGAACGAAUCCUUUGAGAUUCAGGACAAUGACGAUGAGCUUGAGAUACAUCUGACGAAAGAGCAGGACACCGAGACGCGCGAUUGGGUCGAUCGAACGGCCGGUGAUGGCAACUCGGAAAAUCCACCGGACGAGGACGAUUUCAGUGAUUUUGACGAGUUCAGCAGUCACUCGGAGGACAACAACAAUCAGGAGGUCGACGGUGCGGAAGUGGUGACGACUAAGGGUGAGCGGGCGGAACAGUGUCGAGCGAUCUAUCAAUACUCCGCGAAUCUGAACGACGAGCUCAGUCUCAGUCCGGGAGACCUGAUAACCGUCCAUCAGAAGCAGGCGGAUGGCUGGUGGAUAGGCGAGUGCAGAGGUCGCACUGGCAUAUUCCCCGCCACUUACGUUCAAGUUAUCCAUUAGUAAACAUGAACAAUUUCGUAUCAUCGAAUAUGCUUCAUCCGCACGUUACGCAUUUACGAAUUCCGACGUGAUGUGUGACGGCGUAGUUCUCUUACAGUAGCUUCUACCUGCAAUCCAAGUAAGAGUAUUUAUAAUGUGCCAAUAAUCUUACACGCGACUAUUACUUCACACGCACAAAUCCUACGUAUGUCAAUCGUAAGCUGAAAACGACUCGAGAAUUAAUACCAAAUAGUAGUUACCAUCAUAUUCGAGACAGUCAGUGUCCGCGCUGAAAAAAUAUCUUCAUCGUUGCUGUUUGCAUUAUAUAACAUUUAUAUCAUCUUUACUGCUGCAACAAUCAGCGCUCGUUAAUUAAUACCACUCUGAAAGAUCGAUUCAUCGUUGUCGAGUAUUUUUCUUAAAUCUAAUACUGCAUUUAAUUUUAUUGCGCGUAUUAUCUAUUCUUGUUAGGAAACAACUGGAAAAAUACUGUGCGGAAAACGAAAAAAAAAAAGAAAAAAAGAAGAACACUGAAAAAGGAAUCAUUUAACGAUUUAAAC